GACAGUCGCGCGGAGAGCCCCGCAGUGUUUAGACGUGUUGGAGUCUACAACGACGCAAUCGAAAAUGCCCAAGUCAAAUAGAAUCCAGCAAAUCGUCAAAUUAGGUCAAGAAGGCCGAGUACCCUUACCAUUUUCAAAUAAUGAAGGUAUUGUGCAAACAGUUACAAAUAGUAAUGUUAUGAAGCCUAUAACAGACCAACUGACCAAAGAAGACAACUCAACCCUUAAACGUAAACGUUCUUCAUCAUUGUCUUCUACUGGAAAUGAUUCGUCAUCUACAACAUCAAGUGACAGUACCCAUAAGUCGUCGAUAAAAAAAUCAUUACCUAUCUCUGUUGAUGCAUUAAGACAUGUUCAGAACAGCGAUUACACUGCCUUAGGCAUGAUGUCUGUUGGAAAUGACCGUGAUAACGCAAGCUCACCUUCUUUGCUUGGUGUCACUCAUGAACUCUUUGUGGAUAAAGAAAACCAUCCUCCUCUUUCUGACAACGAACAUAUAUCUGGUGUCGACUUUUCACCUGAUAAUAGUGAUGAUGAAUACCAGCCACCUCGACCGCGUUCUGUAUCUCUCAGUUCAACUUCUGACAGACCAUCUUCUACCUCGAGUUCAGAAAGACCAAAAAAGGGGAAGAAGCGUAAUAGAAAUCCACAGAAGUGGAAAAAAAAUGUAUUAAAAAGGAUAAAAAACUCAGGGAAGGAGUAUAUUUCGCGAUCAGGAAAAAAAGUCGAUGCAAAGGUAAUGAAACCUCCAUGUAAUUGUAGAUUGCAAUGUCGUACGAAAUUUAGUGAUGAGAUGAGAAAAGAAAUAUUUGAAAGUUACUGGAAUUUGGCGUCACUUCAACGGCAAAGAGAUUUUUUGUGGUCAUGUGUACAACUUUCAAAUAUUUCAUGCCGUCGCGUUAAGAAUGUUGAAAAGCCCAGAAAACCUAAUUGUUCAUUUUCAUUUCUCAAAAAUGGUCAAAGCAUAAAAAUUUGUAAAAGGUUCUUAGUGAAUACUUUAGAUAUAAGUGAAAGGACUCUUCGAACAGUUAUUGAGGCAUUACAGUCUAGUUCCAGCAUGGCACCAGUAGACAAUAGAGGUAAACAUAAGAAUCGUAAAACAACUGACCCAGAAAUUUUGCUAUCUAUUGAAAAUCAUAUUAAUUCAAUUCCGCGAAUUGAAUCUCAUUAUUUAAGAGCAAAUACCUCUAGAGAAUUCAUAGAUGGAGGUUUAACGAUCGCUGAAAUGCAUCGCAAUUACGUAGAACAGCGUGUUCAGCUAAAUAAAGAAGCUGCUAGUUACGAUACUUACGCGUACGUUUUUAACACAAAAUUUAAUAUUUCUUUCUUCGUGCCAAAAAAGGAUCAGUGCGAUCUCUGUAUGUCCUUUCAAAAUGCUGUUGGUGAAGAAAAAGACAAACUACUUCCAGAAUAUAAUUCUCAUCAAAAAGAAAAACAACUAAGUCGCGAAGAAAAGUCAAAGGAUAUAAAGAUCUGCAAAGAACCUGACAGUAACACUUUAGUUGCUAUAUAUGACUUGCAAGCAGUAAUGCCGGUGCCAUUAGGAGAAUCAUCUGCAUUUUUUUACAAAUCAAAAUUAAAUUGUUUGAACUUUACUGUGACGGAUGUGAAGAGUAAAAGUACUGAUUGUUAUUUUUGGCACGAAGGACUCGGUAACCGCGGCGCAGUAGAAAUUGGGACUUGUAUUUUUAAAUUUUUAGAAAAGAUCGCUCUGGAAAGUCCUAGCAUGGAUAUUGUGUUUUAUUCGGACAACUGCUGCGGCCAACAAAAGAACCGUUUCAUAUUUAGCAUGUAUGCAUAUGCAGUAAAAACGUUGCCAAUAAAAUCAUUAACCCACAAAUUCUUAGUCCGGGGACAUACUCAAAACGAAGGGGAUAAUGCACAUUCUAUCAUAGAAAGGGCUAUAAAAAGUGCAAAAAAAUCUGGUCCAAUUUACGUACCCGAUCAAUACGUACAAAUAAUUAGAAAUGCUAGAAAAAAGGGAAAUCCUUACCUCGUUCACGAAAUGGAUUACACGGACUUUUACGACUGGAAAGCAUUAACUGAUGAUUUAGGUGUAAAUUUUAAUAAAAACCUGGAUGGCGAUAUCAUCAAACUGUCAGAAAUCCGAGUCAUUAAAUUUGAGAAAGGAUCUAAUGUUUAUAUAUACAAAACAUCUUACGACAAAGAAGCACAAUGGUCCCAAUGCGAUAUUCAUUCAUCUAAAAGACGCAACCAAAGACACCCAUCCAGCAAUAUUACUCUGAAAAAAGCGUAUAAUGCUCGCAUUUGUAUUUCCGAACGCAAAAAUGAAGAUUUGAGGCAUUUGAUUAACACUAAUAUAAUACCUAAAUACUAUGAGAUAAAAAUGUUUACGUUUACAUUAUGCCUUUUGGCGCUAUGCAGUGCAGCGCUGGCGCAAAAUAUAAUUCUACAAACGAAUCCCGUUGACACGUUUUUACAAAGCAUUUCGCCUUCAAAUUUUGGUGGUAACAAUAGAGGUAUAUUCCCACCACAAAGAUUACCUGUCAAUGGACUUGGCAAACAACAAGCGCCGGAUUUCGAAGAGCUAGCUCAACAAUACAACUACAGUAAUCCCCCUCCCCCGCUGGGGUCAGGGCAAGAUCCAGCCACGCAAAGUUGCGGUAUCGUCCCGCCUUUCUGCGUUAAAUCCCGCUAUCGGACUAUUGAUGGAUCUUGUAAUAACUUACUAAGACCUACGCUCGGGACUCCUCAAACUCCUUACGGUCGAUUAGUUCAGUACAAAUACGGUGACGGUAUAAGUACUUUUCCAACAUCUCAGUCUGGCAAGGAGUUACCGAAUGCACGAGUGAUAAGUAGUUUCCUGUUCCCGGAGCAAAAAUUGGUCGACCCAGUGUGGAAUUUAAACGCCCAGCAGUGGGGUCAAAUUAUAACUCACGACAUGUCUCUCACGGCUGGCGUAGCUCAAAGUCAUAAGGAUUCAAUAUCGUGUUGUGAUGAUAACGGUCAACUCUCACCGGACGCGGCCACAAAUCCUCUUUGCGCGCCGAUUCUGUUCCCGCUAAAUGAUAAGGUCCACUCUCAAGUCGGUACUCAGUGCAUGAACUUCGUAAGAACUGGCACAACAAGAGACAGGGGAUGUACACCUCGCUAUUCUCCUGCCCAAUCGAUCUCAACAGUAACUGCUUAUAUGGACGCCUCAUUCUGUUAUGGAAGUAGUGAGAAUCAAGCGAGACCUAUCCGCGCUUUUGUCGGCGGUCGAUUGAGGACUAUUAUAAGGGGAGGACGCGAAUUUCCGCCUCAAGAUCCUAAUGUCACACUUACUUGUGAAUCUGCACAAUCACCUAAUGAACCCUGCUAUUUGGCUGGUGAUAUUCGAGUAAACCAAAAUCCUCAACUAACAAUUCUUCAAAUCAUCGUCAUGCGUGAACACAACAGAGUAGUCGAUGGUCUUGCAGCUGUGAACCCUCACUGGAGUGACGAGACGCUAUAUCAAGAAGCCCGUCGUAUUGUUAUUGCAGAAUUACAACACAUCAAUUACUACGAGUAUUUACCAAUAUUCCUUGGUUUUGAAAACAUGGUGAAGAACCGACUUAUUUAUCCUGGAGCUAAGGGCUACAUAAAUGAUUACAAUCCUAAAGUAGAUCCUUCUGUUUUGGACGAGCACGCAACAGCUGCGUUCCGACACUUCCACACGCUGAUCAGAGGCUACUUAAAAAUGGUAACAGAAGACAGACACCUGGCGGGUGUAGUUCGUCUUAGCGAUUGGUUCAAUCGACCAUUACUAGUUGAACUCGAAAAUGCCUUCGAUGAUUUAACCAGAGGGCUCACCUAUCAACCUAUGGGCUACAGCGAUCAGUUUUGGGACAGCGAAAUCACGCAGUUUUUGUUUAAGCGUAACAACACGUUUGGAGGAGACCUCCGAGCGACUGACAUUCAACGUGGACGCGACCACGGCCUUGGCAGUUACGUGUCCACCCGAGCAGCAUGCGGUCUACCAGUGCCUCAUACUUUCGACGACAUGAAAGACUUCAUCCCUGAAGAGAUUGUGGAAAUAAUUAAAGCGAUUUACGAACAUCCUCAAGAUGUGGAACUCGUAGUAGCGGGGUCACUGGAGUUCAACGUUCCGGGCGCCCAAGCCGGACCUACGUUCCUCUGCAUCCUAACUGAACAGUUUUAUCGUACCCGAGUUGGAGACAGAUUUUUCUAUGAGAAUGGCGAUCCUGAAAUAGCAUUUACCCCAAGUCAGCUCCAAGCUAUUCGCAAGGGAUCAUCGAUCGCACGUAUUUUAUGUGAUAACAGUGAUAAUAUUCAACACAUGCAACCAAAGGCUUUCCAGCAAAUAUCGCACGGGAACAUGCCGGUGCCUUGUCAUCAAUUACCAUCCAUCGAUCUAAGUCUGUGGCGAGAUUACAAAUUUCAAUAAUUUGCAUGACUCCCGUUUGGACUGCACUAUUUAAACAAAAUACUAAAUUAUUGUAAAGAAAAAUAAAACAUAGUAAUGUUAAUAUAAUAUUAAAUUAUUAAUAUAUGAAGUGUAAUAUAGCUGUACAAAUGUAGUAUAGAGUUAAUAGUGUAAAAAUCGAAGUAUGGAGAUUUACUUAAACAUCUUUUUAAAUAAAAUUUUGAAUUAAAAUA
Messenger RNA from Melitaea cinxia (Glanville fritillary), 4599 nucleotides. RefSeq lists its product as uncharacterized. Lineage: Eukaryota; Metazoa; Arthropoda; Insecta; Lepidoptera; Nymphalidae. Gene Ontology annotation, biological process: response to oxidative stress. The coding region runs from base 65 to 4387 and encodes 1440 amino acids. The record is from RefSeq and is a predicted model, not a curated record. Gene Ontology annotation, molecular function: peroxidase activity; heme binding. The transcript has 15 exons.